Messenger RNA from Ricinus communis (castor bean), 1720 nucleotides. Its product is annotated as F-box/FBD/LRR-repeat protein At1g78750. Gene Ontology annotation, molecular function: protein binding. Lineage: Eukaryota; Viridiplantae; Streptophyta; Magnoliopsida; Malpighiales; Euphorbiaceae. The coding region runs from base 332 to 1627 and encodes 431 amino acids. The transcript is spliced from 3 exons. The record is from RefSeq and is a predicted model, not a curated record.
CUUCUUUAAUCAAGAUACCCAUUUCUCUAAUCGUUCUUGCUUCAAGAUCGUUCUGCCAUAAAGAAAUUGAAAACCCAUUAUUUUGUUCUCUGCAAUCCUUUUCAGCAUUGGCAAUCAAAUUUGAAUUCUCUCUAGAAGGGGAUUCUGUGAUCAGAUCUUGGUUUCUUUUCUUAAACCAAAUUCCUUAAAGAUUGAAGUGAAAAUCCUCUUUCUAAUCUUAUUAUUCAUUGCAAGAGGAGGAGUCAGGGUUGAUCUUUAAUUCAUUACAGCAACAUUAUAGUCAUUUGGGUUGGUUUUGGUAGAACGUCUUUUAUCGAUCUUGGCAAGCAUCAUGGAUAAUCUUCCUGACGAUCUUGUGAGUCGCAUUCUCUCUUUUCUACCAAUAAGAGACGUAACUCGAUGUAGAACCAUAUCCAGUAGAUUUGGAGAGUUAGGCAACAGGAUUCUUGCUCAAAGCAUAACGAUAGAUUCAAGAACAGUAGGAGCCGAUCUAAGAAAACGCCGUAAAUAUUGUUUUAAUUUGAAUAGACAGUGGACGGAAUUAUUGCGAGAGAGGAAUAUGGGAACGUUAAAUCUGUUCUGGGAGUUCAGUGCUGCAGCUCUUGUAGAAAGACGUAACGCAAUCAGAUGGAUAAAUUAUGCUGCGGCUCUUAAAGCCAAAGUGAUGAUCAUUCAUCUUCAGGAAACUCUUUAUCUGCCACCAUCUGUCUAUAAAUUGGAAUCGCUCGAGUAUCUUUCUUUGAGUAAGAUUACAAUGAUGCGAUUGUAUGACAAUGAAGUUCGUUUUGGUUCACUUGAGGUCCUAUCUUUAUGCCACGUAAGAGUUACUAAAUCCCCCUUGCUUGGAGAAUGGAUAUCAGCAAAUUGCCCCAGACUAAGGGAACUGAAUGUUCAGUUUGUAGAAGGGGUAGAAGUUCUUAAUGUUUCAAGCACAUCCCUUGAAAAGUUUUGUAUUGCUAACAGCAUUAAAGAUGAUCUCCACAGAGUCGACGUUUCAACUGAGAGACUUAGGAUGAUGACUGUUUGGCUUGUGACUAGCCCGGAUACUAGGCAAUCUACUUCAUUAAGAAUCGCCGCGCAAAAUCUUGAAUCUUUAACUCUAUAUGGAGACAUUCUUGAUGAGUAUCGAUUAGGAAACUUAAACAAUCUUCAGGAAGCUUAUCUUUACUAUAAUGGGUGUAAUUCAUUGAUAAAUAGAAUAGGCAGAACGGUGGAUCAAAAUCUGAUGGAAAUUGUUCGUGGCGUAAGUCAGGCUAGACGUAUAUUCUCACAUGAAUCUUUCAUCGAGCCACUGAUUGAAAGAGGACUGCUGCAGCAACUAGCAACAUUUGGCAGAGCAGAAUCCUUCUUUCUUUGGAUUCAGUCACCGAACCUCCCAUUCCGAAUAAUUGCUUCGUUCGUUGAGGCAUUAUUACGGCCGAAUCUGAGGAUGAUUAGCAUUACGUAUACCAAGUUCAUAGUGAUUUCGCCUGAGGGAAGUUUCUUUCGGAGUCAGGUAACCCAAAUGGGUACAGAUCUAAUGCAGAAAAUCAUUCGUGAUGAACUGGAGAUCGAGACUGACAUAGAGAUAGACAUAGAUGAUGAUUCAGACUUCAUUUCAACAGUACAGAUAUCCUUCCAAACAUAGAUAGUUAGAAUUAUGAGAUAUUGUAGUAAGGAUGAUCAAGUCUCUUGUCAUUUCUUUUUUCUUUAUUUGUCUUGUCUGAAUUGGCACAUUUGU